AUGUCGUUAGAUACAUUAUCAAUACCACCAGUCAAUUGGCCAUUAUUUCUAUUUACUAGUUUGAUAAUAUGUCUUCGUGCAUCUACACCAUUGAUAUGUACAUGGUUUUCGAAAAAAUUUUAUUCUCCAUCUACAAAAAUUGAUGAAAUCACUCAUGAAUUAAAAUGUGUAACAGCUGAAUUAAGAACACUUUCUCAACAAGAUCAAUUUGCUGCUUAUACUCGUAAAGAACGUCUACGUAAUUCACUUGUUGAACGUCUUAAAGAUGUACGAAAUAGUAGUGAAGCACAACAAAAAAAUUUAUCAAAUUCUAUUCGAAUGAUACUCAAUAUUGGAACUGUUUUAAUUAUGAUUAUCUUAACAAUAAAAAGUCGAGGACAGGAUGCAAUACCAUUAUUUAAUUUUGCAUUUUUUCAAUUUCCAUUAAUUAUUUGGGUUAUGGCAUUGAAUACAUUUGUUUCUACACUUGUUAAUAUUUAUCUUAGAUAUCGAACAAAUUAA
Messenger RNA from Rotaria sp. Silwood1, 501 nucleotides. The record is from the annotation of a GenBank genome assembly. Lineage: Eukaryota; Metazoa; Rotifera; Eurotatoria; Philodinida; Philodinidae.